AUGAAAUUUGAUUGUUUAGGUGAAAGUGCCUGUGAAAAUGAAGGUCAAUGUUUUCAAGACAGUCCAGAUUGUCCACAAAGGUCAAUGUGUAUUUGUCCAUCAUGUUUUUAUGGAACACGAUGUCAAUUUAGUUCGAAUGGAUUUGGUUUAUCACUUGAUGCUAUCUUAGGCUAUCAUGUUCAACCACAUAUUAGUCUUAUACAUCAACCAAAUAUUGUAAAAACAAGUUUAGCAUUGACUAUAAUCUUUAUGGUAGUAGGAUUUAUCAAUGGAAUUUUAGCUGUAAUUACAUUCAGCAAUAAAACUGUAUGUGAAGUUGGUUGUGGUUUAUAUCUAUUAGGUUCAUCAAUAACCACUUUACUUACAACGAUUAUAUUUGGAUUGAAGUUUUGGAUACUUUUACUUGCACAAAUGGCACUUAUAUCUAAUAGAUUAUUUUUACAAAUUCAAUGUUUAUCUCUGGAUUUUAUUUUACGAGUUUCUCUUAAUUUAGAUCACUGGUUAAAUGCGGCUGUUGCCAUGGAACGCGCAAUGACAAUAAUAAAAGCUACACAUUUUAGUAAGCAAAAAAGUAAACAAAUAGCUAAAAUAGUUAUUGUUAUUCUUUCGAUUCUCAUUAUUGGUACAGCAAUUUAUGAUCCUUUUUAUCGACGUUUAAUUGAUGAGGAAAGUGAAGAUGAUAAACGAGUAUGGUGCAUUAUUACUUAUCCAACUAGUGUACAAAUAUUUAAUUCUAUUGUACAUACUUUUCACUUUUUGACUCCAUUCAUUAUUAAUCUCAUAUCAGCUAUUAUUCUAAUAACAAAAAAAGCUCGUCAACAAUCGAAUCUUCAGACGGGUCGACCUUAUAAAGAACAUUUACAAAAACAAAUUCAACAAUAUAAACAUUUAUUUACUGCUCCAGUUGUAUUAGUUAUUCUUGCAUUACCACGUUUAAUCCUUUUAUUUUUAUCAAAAUGUAUGAAAUCAACAGAUGAUGCAUGGCUAUUUCUUAUUGGAUAUUUUAUUUCAUUUAUUCCAACUAUGCUGACAUUCGUAGUGUUUAUAGUACCAUCAAAAUUUUACAAAAAACAACUUCAUCAGUCUCUUACUGCUUAUCUAACUAACAUCCAACGACAUUUUAAAUCUAUUAAAUAA
This is a messenger RNA of Rotaria sp. Silwood2, 1137 nucleotides long. NCBI's taxonomy places the organism in Eukaryota, Metazoa, Rotifera, Eurotatoria, Philodinida, Philodinidae. The record is from the annotation of a GenBank genome assembly.